Colletotrichum destructivum is the source of this 2368-nucleotide messenger RNA. Its product is annotated as Putative chaperonin TCP-1, chaperonin Cpn60/GroEL/TCP-1 family, groEL-like apical domain superfamily. Gene Ontology annotation, biological process: protein folding. The transcript has 3 exons. The record is from RefSeq and is a predicted model, not a curated record. Lineage: Eukaryota; Fungi; Ascomycota; Sordariomycetes; Glomerellales; Glomerellaceae. The coding region runs from base 141 to 1841 and encodes 566 amino acids. Gene Ontology annotation, cellular component: chaperonin-containing T-complex. Gene Ontology annotation, molecular function: ATP-dependent protein folding chaperone; ATP hydrolysis activity; ATP binding.
CAGCAAAGAAGCUUCUAUUGCUGUCCAGGCACACACACACACCGACGAAGCUCGCCAAACCACUCCUCCCAUCCACCAACCUCCCCAUCCCGCGACUCUACCACAACCGCAGGCAGAGACAGAGAGCGAGAGGCGCAAAAAUGGCUUCCAUGUUUGAGCAAUCAGGAAGCGGCACGCUUUUCCUCGGCGGCCAGAAGAUUUCCGGCGCCGACAUCAGAGACCAGAACGUUCUUGCGACCCAAGCUAUCGCAAAUGUCGUCAAGAGCUCCUUCGGCCCCAGCGGCCUCGACAAGAUGAUGGUGGACGAUAUUGGUGAUGUCACGGUCACGAACGACGGCGCAACCAUCCUUAGCUUGUUGGAUGUCGAGCACCCGGCAGGAAAGAUCUUGGUCGAUCUCGCACAACAGCAGGACAAGGAGGUCGGCGACGGCACCACAUCCGUCGUCCUGAUCGCCGCCGAGUUGUUGCGCAGAGGAAACGAGCUUAUGAGAAACCGCAUACACCCCACCACCAUCAUCACGGGUUACAGACUUGCCCUCCGUGAGGCCGUCAAGUACAUGAACGAGAACAUCAGCAUCAAGGUCGAGAACCUCGGACGCGAAUCCCUCAUCAACAUUGCUAAGACGUCCAUGUCGAGCAAGAUCAUCGGAGGCGACUCGGACUUUUUUGCCAACAUGGUGGUGGACGCCAUGCUGGCCGUCAAGUCGACGAACAACCGCAACGAGACAAAGUACCCCGUCAAGGCCGUCAACAUCCUCAAGGCCCACGGCAAGGGCUCGCUGGAGUCUCUCCUCAUCAAGGGCUACGCCCUCAACUGCACAGUCGCCUCGCAGGCCAUGCCGACAAGAAUACAGGAUGCGAAGAUUGCAGUGUUGGACAUGAACCUGCAGAAGGAGCGCAUGAAGCUGGGCGUGCAGAUCACGGUGGACGACCCCCAGCAGCUGGAGCAGAUCCGCCAGAGAGAGUCGGGCAUGGUUCUGGAGAGGGUAGAGAUGAUCCUCAAGGCCGGCGCCAACGUCAUCCUUACCACCAAGGGUAUCGAUGAUAUGGUGCUGAAGACGUUUGUGGAGAAGGGUGCCAUGGGUGUGCGCAGAUGCAAGAGGGAGGACCUGCGAAGAAUUGCCAAGGCGACGGGCGCCACCAUGCUCAGCACACUGUCAGACCUCAACGGCGACGAGAAGUUCGACCCGGCGUACCUGGGACACGCCGAGGAGGUGGUGCAGGAGCGCAUCUCCGACGACGAGUGCAUCCUGGUCAAGGGCACCAAGUCCCACUCUUCGGCCUCCAUCAUCCUUCGUGGACCCAACGACUUCACGCUGGACGAGAUGGAGCGGUCGAUCCACGACUCUCUCAACGCCGUCAAGAGAACCCUCGAGAGCGGCAGCAUCGUCCCCGGCGGUGGUUCCGUCGAGACGGCCCUCCACAUCUACCUCGAGGAGUUUGCCGGCACUGUCGGUUCCCGCGAGCAGCUUGCCAUUGGUGAGUUCGCGCAGUCGCUGCUCGUCAUCCCCAAGACGCUCGCCGUCAACGCCGCCAAGGACGCCUCGGAGCUCGUCGCACAGCUGCGCUCCCGGCACGCGCUCUCGCAGCGCAUUCAGGAGGGCGAGGCCAACGAGGACGAGAAGACGGUGGCGCGCAAGAAGGCGUACAAGAACUACGGGCUGGACCUGACGCGCGGCAAGGUGAUUGAUGAGAUCAAGGCUGGCGUCUUGGAGCCCACCAUCAGCAAAGUCCGGCAGCUGAAGAGUGCCGUCGAGGCGUGCAUCAGCAUCAUGCGUAUCGAUACCCUGAUCAAGCUGGAUCCCGAGCAGAGAGAGGAGGAUGACGGACACGGUCACUGAAGCGGCAGUUGGGAGUCCGUGUGAAGAAGUUUAAAAAACAAAAAUGAGCCAAAGUGGGGAGUGUUUCCAAGGGGUUUAGACGGUUCAUAGAUCACUUUGCUAAUGAUACCUUGUCAUGCCGCCGACAUGGACUUCAGUCGGGGGAAUUCCCUAACCUGUGGGUUGCCGCCAUCCUUUGAAGAAGAGCCAGAUAUAUGCGUGAGCCUGCUGCCGCCAUGCAAAUUCCCAUGUAAAUAAAUCCAUGUUGAACCAAAAAGGGAAAACCCCCCCCUCAAAAACAGAAAAGGACCAUGGAACGUGUUUAGCACCAGCCAAACUUCUCGUUGAGCACCCACUCGACUUCGCCCUCGCCGUACCACAUCAAGCUCGCGAUGCUGUCCGUCUCCCUCUCGACGAACUCGUGCGGGAUGCCGGCCUUCUCGAUGAGGCUCCUGAUCCUGGGCGCCGGGUUCCACAUCUCGACGUUGUUGACGCUCCACUCGGCCGCCUCGGCCCUCGCCAGCGCCAGCAGCGCCUCGACGGCCUCC